This is a messenger RNA of Diachasmimorpha longicaudata, 4215 nucleotides long. Its product is annotated as mucin-1. The record is from RefSeq and is a predicted model, not a curated record. Gene Ontology annotation, cellular component: cytoskeleton. NCBI's taxonomy places the organism in Eukaryota, Metazoa, Arthropoda, Insecta, Hymenoptera, Braconidae. The transcript is spliced from 17 exons. Bases 239 to 3889 code for a protein of 1216 amino acids.
UACCGUUCCUGGUUAGACAACCGCGAAUACUCGCUACUCAGUGAUUGUCCGGAACACAUUGUUUUUAGACGGUUUGAAUUUCAAAACUCGUUGAAUGAUAAUAUCGAAGAGGUGAGGAAAGCGGAAAACGAUUGACCAAAUUGUGAUACAGUUUGACGGCAAUUUAUUAGGGGUUUUGAAUUUCGAGAGAUCCUCUUUCGCUUCGGAAUUUCCAGUUGAAUUCUCAAAUAGAAGAGACAUGGGUGGAAUGACUCAGAGAUCGUGGACCCCAACAAAGCGUAGAGGUCCAAUCGCCGCUGAAUUUGGAAGUCCUGGACCAGCAUGCGUCACCCUACCACCACUUAUAGGUAAAACUGUGCCAGAUUCUAAAAGAGGAAGAGCCCCUGCAUUCUCAUUCGGCAGCAGACAUUCACAGAAAAAUGAGAGCCCUGGGCCCGGACCCGGUCAAUACAACGUAUCCGGGCUCAACGCGAAAGGCAAGGACAAGGCACCAGCGUUAUCCCUUCAUGGCCGUACCCACACCGAUAAGAUUGAGAGUACCCCAGCGCCUGGCGACUACGAUCCACAAAAGGCAGAGAAAAUUAUUCAGGACAGCUCGCCGAAAUACUCAUUCGGAAUAAAAACACACACGGAGAGAAUUAAUAGCACUCCAGCACCCGGUGAUUAUUGCGCUGAGAGCGUAAUCCUCGACAAAGCACCGCAAUAUACAUUUGGCAUGAGACACGCUGGGGAGAGACCUAUUGACACUCCGGCGCCUGGGUCUUACUACCCAGAGAGAUUUAAGUUGGGUAGAACUCCAGAGUUUACGUUUGGUCGUAGACUAUCUCUGGGUAAAAUCAGUGAUACUCCAGCGCCAGGCUCAUACUGCCCUGAAAAAGUUAAUCUGGACCACCAGCCGCAGUACUCUUUUGGCCUAAAAACGCCCCUCAGUAAGGCUAACGAUACGCCAGCGCCUGGUGCGUAUUGCCCAGAGAGGGUGAAUUUGCAUAAAGGUCCUGAGUUUAGUAUAAGUGGAAAAGGAUUGACAGGCAAGCCUGCUGAUACUCCAGCUCCGGGCGCAUACAGCCCUGAGAAAGUCAUUCUCAAUCAUCAUCCACAAUACAGUUUUGGCCUUAGAACACCUCUCGACAGACCUAGUGAUACUCCAGCCCCUGGAGCAUAUUCUCCAGAGAGAAUGAAUCUGCAUAAAGGGCCUGAGUACAGUUUAAGUGGGAAAGGACCUUCCGAAAAAUUUAACGAUACUCCAGCUCCAGGGGCUUACUGUCCAGAGAAAGUCAAUUUACACAAGGGUCCAGAGUAUAGUUUAAGUGGAAAGGGUCUCUCAGAAAAGUUAAACGAUACUCCAGCUCCAGGGGCUUACUGUCCGGAGAAAGUAAAUUUGCACAAAGGUCCAGAAUAUAGUUUGAGUGGAAAAGGACAUUCUCCGAAAUCAGAUGAGACUCCCGCUCCAGGAGCUUACUGUCCAGAGAAAGUCAAUUUACACAAGGGUCCAGAGUAUAGUUUAAGUGGAAAGGGUCUCUCAGAAAAGUUAAAUGAUACUCCCGCUCCAGGAGCUUACUGUCCAGAAAAAAUCAAUUUACACAAGGGUCCAGAAUAUAGUUUGAGUGGAAAAGGUCAUUCUCCAAAAUCAGAUGAGACUCCAGCCCCGGGAGCGUACUGUCCAGAAAAAAUCAAUUUACACAAGGGUCCCGAAUAUAGUUUAAGUGGAAAGGGUCUCUCAGAAAAGUUAAACGAUACUCCAGCUCCAGGAGCUUACUGUCCAGAAAAAAUCAAUUUGCACAAGGGUCCAGAGUAUAGUUUAAGUGGAAAGGGUCUCUCAGAAAAGUUAAACGAUACUCCAGCUCCAGGGGCUUACUGUCCGGAGAAAGUAAAUUUGCACAAAGGUCCAGAAUAUAGUUUGAGUGGAAAAGGUCAUUCUCCAAAAUCAGAUGAGACUCCAGCCCCGGGAACGUACUGCCCAGAAAAAAUCAAUUUACAUAAGGGUCCAGAAUAUAGCUUAAGUGGAAAAGGUCUCUCAGAAAAGUUAAACGAUACUCCAGCUCCAGGAGCUUACUGUCCAGAAAAAAUCAAUUUGCACAAGGGUCCAGAGUAUAGUUUAAGUGGAAAAGGUCUCUCAGAAAAGUUAAACGAUACUCCAGCUCCAGGGACGUACUGUCCGGAGAAAGUCAAUUUACACAAAGGUCCAGAAUAUACUUUGAGUGGAAAAGGCCAUACACCGCAACCAGAUAAUACUCCAGCUCCUGGAGCCUAUUCUCCGGAAAGAAUUAAUUUCCAUAAAGGACCUGAGUACAGUUUGAGUGGAAAAGGUUUUGUCGAAAAACUUAAUGACACUCCAGCUCCAGGAGCUUAUUGUCCAGAAAAAGUUAAUCUACAUAAAGGGCCCGAGUUUACUUUAAGUGGAAAAGGCCCUGCGGAAAAGCUUAAUGAUACUCCCGCCCCAGGAGCUUACUGUCCAGAGAAAAUCAAUUUACAUAAAGGUCCAGAAUACAGUUUAUCUGGAAAAAGUCUUUCCCCAAAAAUAGAAAAUACUCCAGCCCCUGGAGCUUACUACCCAGAAAGGAUAAAUCUUCACAAGGGUCCAGAGUACAGUUUAUCUGGAAAAGGCUACUUUCCAAAAUUAGAUGACACUCCAGCGCCUGGAGCUUACAGUCCGGAAAAAAUGGAUAUGGAUCACUAUCCACAGUACAGUUUUGGUUUGAGAACGCCUCUGGACAAGCCCAGUGACACUCCAGCUCCGGGCGCGUAUUGUCCAGAGAAAAUGAAUUUACACAAAGGUCCAGAAUACAGUUUGGCAGGAAAAGGUCUAUCUCCAAAGACAGAUGACAAUCCAGCCCCAGGUGCGUACAGUCCGGAAAAGGUGCAUUUGGAUCACACCCCCCAGUACAGUUUUGGCUUGAAAAUUCCUCUAGAUAAGCCCAGUGAUACUCCAGCCCCUGGGGCGUAUUCACCAGAAAAAUAUAAUUUGCACAAAGGCCCUGAAUAUUCACUGAGUGGAAAAGGUCUCUCCGAGAAGCCCAACAAUACUCCAGGCCCGGGUCAAUACUACCCCGAGAAAAUAAAAAGUCUGGAUCAUAUGCCUUAUUACAGCUUUGGUAAUAGAACUCGGCUGAGUAAACCUAGAGACACUCCAGCACCAGGUACUUACUCACCUGAAAAAUCCUGCACGCAUCUUGAUGGUUCACCUAGGUACAGCUUUGGUGUAAAACACUCUCCUUAUCGGUGCAAUCCUUUUCCAGCCCCUGGUUCGUACUCUCCUGAAAAUUCCAAGAUUGACAGCUCUCCGCAGUACAGUUUUGGGGUGAGGACUCAAUUGGAGAAGCCCAGCAAUACGCCUGCUCCUGGAGUUUAUUCACCUGAGAAAGUAAAUCUCAAUAGAGGACCUGAGUACAGUCUCAGUGGAAAGCAUGUGGUGCCGAAGCUCACGGAGGUGCCAGGACCAGGACACUAUAGUCCGGAGAAUGCAAAAUUAAUUUGGGAGAAAGCUAUGCAAUUCACAUUUGGGUUGAAACCGCCCAUGAGCAAAGACGAGAAUACUCCAGCUCCAAAUGUCUACACAAUUCCCUCAGCCCUGGGUGGCACUAAAGAAGGAAAUAAGAAGACAGCCCCAGCUUACUCGAUAUCAGGUAGACAAAAGGUAUUCACCGACGAUCGAGUACUUGUUCCAGGACCUGGAGCUUAUGAGUCCAUCAGAACUGACAUUGUCAGAGCGAAGAGUGCUGCUUACAGCAUAAGUGGGCGCUAUCAAAUCCCCACUAAUCAGUCGAAAAUUCCAGCGCCUGGAGCUUAUUGUCCAGAAAAAGUGGUCCUGGACAUACCCCCAGCUCACACAUUCGGGAUCAGGCACUCACAGUACAUCUGCAACUUGAAGGAUCCUCUAUCCUCGUACUAAGUCAAUAGCGACGGCUUCCAUCGAUUACAUCCUCACACACCAUCUGUUUUAAUUUUUCGCUGACACCACACAUUGUUUCUCUCUCCAAAAUUAAUGGACAGUGCUUGAAGAGCUUGAAUAGCAUAAAAAAAACAAAAAUUAAGUUUAAAAUAUAUGAGAAACAUAAUGCUGUUUCUAGCUAACACAUUAACAUUUUUCUCUUCACUAAAUAAUUUUUUUCAUAUUUUAACAAUCAAUUAUUUUAACAAUCAAUUUUUUAUUUUACCAUAUUCAACAGAGAAUAAAGAUUGUUUGAUCAUUAUAAAAAUCUCCAAACUUCGUCAGCA